AUGUUUCAAAUCGCCUCGUCCCUACGGCCGAGCACCAUUAUUAAGGAAUCCUAUGUGGGGCUGGACCUCACAACCAAGGUAUUGGGUAUUCUGGCCCUGAUCCUGCCGUUGAAGGCAAUCGGAAGUUUUUUGUGGAAGUGUACAGUGAAACGCUUCAAAUGGGGGGAUGACAGUGAGGACCUCGAAGAGGGGCAUCUAUCCGAUAAGGAUAGAAUUAAGAUGCUCGAGGAUGAAAAGCAAGAUACGGACAUCAUAGGCGCAUGGUGGAGUUAG
This is a messenger RNA of Penicillium verhagenii, 273 nucleotides long. RefSeq lists its product as uncharacterized. The transcript is spliced from 2 exons. Bases 1 to 273 code for a protein of 90 amino acids. The record is from RefSeq and is a predicted model, not a curated record. Lineage: Eukaryota; Fungi; Ascomycota; Eurotiomycetes; Eurotiales; Aspergillaceae.